Molecule: messenger RNA, 1170 nt
Organism: Monomorium pharaonis (pharaoh ant)
Lineage: Eukaryota; Metazoa; Arthropoda; Insecta; Hymenoptera; Formicidae
Exons: 4
Coding region: 1-918 (305 amino acids)
Biological process (GO): regulation of transcription by RNA polymerase II
Cellular component (GO): transcription regulator complex; nucleus
Source: RefSeq, a predicted model, not a curated record
AUGGAUCAUCAAUAUAAUUAUACUUACAAUAACGAAGAGAUAUUAAUUAAUGAAGAAACUGUAACGGAUAUAAAUGAAAAUGCUACCAAUGCAUGUGUUCAAGAAAAAAUAGAAGAUGAUUAUUUAAUCGAAUUAUACAGGGAAGAAAGAAGAUUUCUAUAUGAUAAAAGAAAUCGAGAUUUUAAGGACAAUGAAUUAAAAAAUAAUGCCUGGGAAGAAAUAUCUUUAAUUAUGACAAAGGAUAAAAAUCUUGGGAAUCACUACACAGCUGAAUAUUGUAAAAAAAGAAUGACGACUUUAAGAGAACAAUACGCCAAAUUAAAGAAAGAACAAGACUUAAAGAGCGGAAGUGCAGCUUCUACAAAAAAGAAAUCUUCUCUGUUGUCACAGUUGUCUUUUUUAAACGAAUAUAUACAGAAAAGACGAACUGUAACUAAUAUAAAACAAUAUAAAAAUAUACAAAUAUCUGAUGCUAUUUCUCGCAAUAAAAAUGCAACAUCACAGAAAACCGAAGUCAUAAAUAAUGACAAUUUAAAUAAAACAGAAAUUGAAAAAUCUUUGUCAAACCAAGAUAAUGCUAAAUAUGAAUCUGAAGAACCUAUUAAAAAAUCACGUAAAAUGAACAAAAGUUUUGCUAUCAAAAAUGAAAAUGAUGUUCUACAAGAUCUUACUAAUGCAGCUAUGAAUAUUUGUAUUGAGCUACAAAUGAAUUCUACAUCAGAUCAAAACAUUGUUUCUAAAUCUGCAGACCAUGCUUUUGCAGAAUUUAUUACUUUGUCCUUACAAGGAAUGGCGGAGCCGGAACGCAGUAGAAGACGAAAUAAAAUAUUCCAAGAUCUCAUUAUACCACUCGAUGAAAAUUGUAAUCUUUUUUUUACUUAUUUAUGCUCUAUAUUUUCUAAAGUUUUUAUUGAGUAAAAUUCUACCGAGAGUUCAAAUCGGGUCAGAGUCGAGCCGAUUAGCCAAUAACUAUGCUGGUCACAACGAAAAUUAGGUUACUUCCGUUGUAACCAGCAUAACUAUUGACUAAUUGGCCUGACUCUAACCUGAUUUAAACUCUCGGUAGAGACUUACUCAUUUAUGUUACAAAGUUUUGUACUUAAUUUUUAUUUUGUUUUUAUUAUAAAAGUUAUUUUUUUAGUUUAUUUUAUGUUUUUAUUAAACAAGAAA